AUGGCGCCCUUUAAUGCCCCCAAGCUUGACACUUCCCGCUUUCCCUUCCCUGUCCAGUCCUUUAUUGGGGGCAAGUUUGUGGACAGCACUGGCGAUGAAAAACAUACGCUCAAGUCUUCAGUCAAUGAUAUGAUUCUCACAACAGAGCUGCAGUGGUCAAACGCUCAAGAUGUCGAUCAUGCUGUUGACUCCUCUCGAGAUGGCUUGCGUCUAUGGCAGGCCAUGACCGAUAACCAGCGCCGAGAUGCCUUGAUCAAAUACAGCAAACUAAUCCGGGAGAAUCGGGAGCAGCUCCACUGGCUGGAGGCUGUCCUCGUAGGGAAAGAUGCUAGCUUCUGCAAUAUGGAAAUCGACGUUGCUGCCGACCUAUUCAUUUAUUACGCCAGCAUGAUCGACAAGUUCGAGAGCGCGGUUGUGGCGGCGAAAGAUGAUAGUCUUCAGUAUACCCUCCGCCAACCAUGGGGCAUUUGCGCCGGUAUUUGCCCAUUCAAUGGAGUCAUCAUCACCCUUGCCAUGAAGGUCGCCCCAGCACUUGCCUGCGGAAAUUCCAUCAUCAUCAAAACGAGCGAGCUAAACCCCUUCUCGACCCUCUUCAUGGCAUCUCUAGCAACCCAAGCCGGAAUCCCACCUGGCGCCUUCAACUGCCUUGUUGGCGGCGCAGCCGCCGGCAAUGCCUUAUCUUCACACAUGGAGGUCCGCAAGAUCAGCUUCACCGGUAGUAUAGGGGUCGGAAAGCUGAUUCAAGUCGCCGCCGCAAAGUCUAACCUCAAGAGCGUCACUCUAGAGCUCGGCGGAAAGUCCCCUCUGAUUGUUUUCGCUGACGCGGAUUUGGAGAAGGCCCUGCCGGCCGCGACACUGUUCCUCUUGAUGAACGGCCAGGGAUGCGCUCUCCCCACACGACUCUACGUGCAUGAAUCCAUUGCAGACGAGUUCGUCGCAAAGCUCAAGUCCAUGGUUGAAGAGCAUGGUCGGAGCCUCGGCGGCGACCCUACUCUACCUAGCACUCGCUCGUCACCGCUGUACCACCACCGUCAGAAAGAGAUUGUGCUGUCGUACAUCGAGGCUGGCAGCAGAGAAGCAACACUGCUCACUGGCGGCAAACCCGUCGGAGACAAAGGCUGCUACUUCGAACCAACCAUCUUCGUGGAGCCGCGCCAUAACGCCAGGGUUCUCAGAGAAGAAAUCUUUGGACCUGUUCUAGUCGUUGUCUUGUUCUCCACCGAAGAUGAGGUUGUUGCGUUGGCCAAUGAUACCGAGUUUGGCCUGGCUGCCUACGUCUGGACGGCGGAUAUCAGUCGAGCCCUACGAAUGUCUCAGAAGCUGGAAGUGGGGACUGUCAGCGUGAAUGGAGCUGGUGGUAUCCAUCCCAGUAUUCCCAUGGGAGGAUGGAAACAGAGCGGUCAGGGGGUAGAAAAUGGCAAAGAGGCCAUGCUUGAAUGGACGCAGUCAAAGUCGGUUGCUAUAAAGGGAUAA
This is a messenger RNA of Aspergillus terreus NIH2624, 1473 nucleotides long. RefSeq lists its product as uncharacterized. The coding region runs from base 1 to 1473 and encodes 490 amino acids. Lineage: Eukaryota; Fungi; Ascomycota; Eurotiomycetes; Eurotiales; Aspergillaceae. The record is from RefSeq and is a predicted model, not a curated record. The transcript has 6 exons. Gene Ontology annotation, molecular function: aldehyde dehydrogenase (NAD+) activity.